This is a messenger RNA of Mytilus californianus (California mussel), 1949 nucleotides long. Its product is annotated as G-protein coupled receptor 143-like. The record is from RefSeq and is a predicted model, not a curated record. Gene Ontology annotation, molecular function: L-tyrosine binding; L-DOPA binding; L-DOPA receptor activity. The transcript has 9 exons. NCBI's taxonomy places the organism in Eukaryota, Metazoa, Mollusca, Bivalvia, Mytilida, Mytilidae. Gene Ontology annotation, cellular component: plasma membrane; melanosome membrane. Gene Ontology annotation, biological process: melanosome organization; regulation of calcium-mediated signaling; G protein-coupled receptor signaling pathway. The coding region runs from base 129 to 1187 and encodes 352 amino acids.
ACAAGAAACCAGUCGACAUUGUCACAUGCCAAAACAAUAAAAAAAAAUCACAGACAAGAAAGUAAACAGUAAGCAGAUUAAUUGACUAACACAAUGGAGGAAGAUAAUCUCUAAUAUCAACAGUAGCCAUGGCAUCACCAGCUUUCUUCCAUACCUGUGCUGUUUACAAUAACAUCACUAAACAUGAUCAUCAUCAUGAGGCGAGAGUAUUGGUGGAGAGAGUUGUCACGAUUGUUGCUAUGACAUUCUGUAUGAUAAGUUUGCUGGUUGUUAUCUAUCUCUUGUUACCUAGAGAUGUGAGAGGAUCAGAAUGGUGGAGAAAUCCUGGACGUAUUCUUGUUGGACCAAAUUUAAAUGCUAUAAUAAGAGCUGUUGUGAUUACAAGUUUCCUUGGCACUUUAGGAAUUUUAGUAAGAUCUGCAGUGCAGAUGGAUGAAAAUUUCCCUGGUCCAAGUGAGGUGGUUAAUGGUGGUCAUAUAUUUUGUAUUGUAAUUAAUGUAUUUAUAGAAUACUUCUAUGAGAGUUCUUACUUUUGGAUAAUUCUGUAUGCUAUAGAAGCUUUAAUGGUGGCCAACAACAAAGAGCUACCUACAGCUGUAAAGUAUAUUCUUGGAUGGAUCAUGCCUGGAAUUGUAUGUGGAUCAGGAUUAUUACUGCUAUAUCAUAAUGGUAUUAAAGAGUAUGAUGGAAAGACAGAAAUUGAAAGAGCAAUGUUAUACUUCAUCUUUCUGUUGCCUAUUUUAUUAGUGUUGAUUUGUAAUCCAUUCCUGUUUUAUUUUGCAUCAAAAGCAGCAAAACGUGCGUUAAUAUGGCAUUAUGGUAGAUACACAGCUAGUGAAAGAAAACUGAUAGAUUCAAUCCACUUCAAAUUUAUCCUCAUUUUAGCUGCUUUUCUUACAAGCUGGCUGCCAAAUAUAAUUGAUGCUGUAAUACACAUGGCACAAAAUGACAACAAAACAGCAAAAUUAACAAUAUGGAUCAUUAUGUGCGUUUUAAAUCCACUGCAACCUGUGUUGUGUGCAUUAGUGUUGUGGGGACUUCCAGAAAGCAGAAUCUCAUUUUCAUCUUGGUGGAAUAACACAUCUACAGAUCUGUCUGAUGUUUCAACCAGUAAUGUGAACUUUUCUCGCAGCACUAGCAGUGAAACUGAACCACUUAUCAGCUUCCGCAGAAAGGAACGUAAAUGACUUGCUAUAUGAAUAAUCAUUGCUACCGUUGAUGCAAGGUUAAAACACUUAUCUUUAUAACCAUUAUAACAGUGAGUAACAAUCAAAGUGAUACUUGUAUUUUUAUUUAUAUUUGUAUUUAUAUUUGUUAUUGUUUUGACAAUUGAAACAUGAAUCAGUUGUUCAUUUUAUUAUAUGUGAAUUUGAAAUCAAUCAGAAUAUUGAUUGUUUAAUAUAUCCACUUUGGUACUACCUUGUCUUUUAUUUGAUUGAUAUAAACAACUACACACAUUGAAUUAGAUAAAUAUUUACUGUUGUACUGGAAAAAAAGAAUACUAUUUAAAUGAAGUGUAUCAAACUAGAAAAUGUUUGUCAUUGUCUACGUAAAAUUCUAUUAUAUAAGAAUUGAGAACUUGAAAUGAUUUGUACAUAUUUACAAUGUUUUAAGAGAGUAAUAACACAUUACUUUCUGUUCCCAUUUGCUUAUUAAUGAUAGAUCUGCUAAACCUCAAAUGUUCCUUGAUCGAUGCAUGUGUGGCUUAAAUUAAAAAAAAUCCUUUCCUUGUUUUUCUACUAUUUUCCUCUUAAUUACAUCGUUACAUAUUCAAAUAAAUUUGUUACUAUUAAAUUUCGAAAAAAAAAUGCACUCUUCAAAGGAGAAAAGAAAAAAAUAACACAUUCCAAAUUCAUUGUACUGCCAAAUAGAUCUGUUAAUAUGUUUAUUAUUUAAUAUUAUUGAUACAAAUAUUGUUUUUAGUUAUUAAAGUUUUAAUAAUUACAGAA